AUGCUUUGGAGGGAGGCGGCCAGAGAAGGACUUGCCCUUCUCGUGUCUAGUAACUGCUUAUGCUUCAACAAACUGUUGCAGGUCCAUGCCAAGAUAGUCUCGCUGGGUCAGCACCAGAAUGUUUUCCUGGCCAGCCUCCUUAUCACCAAGUAUUGCUCCUUUGGUCGCAUUCAAGCGGCCCGUCUUGUCCUCCAUUCUGUCGAAUACAAGCCUGGUCCUCUCUUAUGGAAUUCAAUGAUGAGGGGUUGCUUGAAGAACCGCCAAUUUGGGUGGGCUCUCGAUGUUUACCAUGAGAUGGUAUCCUUUAAGAGUCGAGCAGAUGAGCAGACGUUCCAUCUUGUUAUCAAAGCGUGUACCGAGUUAGCGGAGCUUGAUUUUGCGGUAGGUGUUCAUGAGAGUAUGAAGAUGGGAGGGGUUGAGCUGGGCGCUCUUGUUGGGACUGAGUUGAUCAACAUAUACUGCAAAUUUGGUCGGGUGGACGUAGGGCGUCAAGUGUUUGAUGAAAUGCUUGACAAAGACUCUGUUGCUUGGAAUGCCAUGAUUGCAGGUUACGCACGAAGUGGGUUACUCUACGAUGCCAUGAAAUUGUUCUGCUGCAUGCGAUGUUCUGGUAAUGUGGUUCGUCCAACCGAAGCCACAUUCAUCAGCUUGAUCUCAGCAUGUGGGAAUUCUAGAUGGCUGAUCGUGGGCGAGGUGGUUUGUGCUGAUGUGAUGAAGCUAGGAUUUGAAAAUUUUGUGUCACUAUGCAACUCAAUCAUAGAGAUGUACAAUAAGUGCAAGUGUGUGGCUGUUGCUUCCAAGCUGUUUGACGGAAUGCUGGGUAAGGAUGUUGUAUCAUGGAAUUCCAUGAUCGCAGGCUAUGCACAAAAUGGAUGCGAAAAGGAGGCGCUUCUGCUUUUCCAUCGAAUGCUACGUCAUGCCGCGGUGGUGCCAACUAGAGCGACUCUGCUCAAUGUUUUACGUGCCUGUGCUGAUCUGCGUCUUUGGCAGGAGGGUGAACGGCUAGUGAAAUAUUGCAGAGACAAAGCAGGUUUAGAAAUGGAUGUUUCUCUGGGUACUGCUCUCAUUAGCAUGUACACGAAGUGCAGAAAAAUGAAUGCUGCUCUAAAAUUGUUCAGUAGAAUGCCCGAUAGGGAUGUUAUUACUUGGAACACCAUGGUCAAAGCUUAUGUGGACCUCGAACAAUACAAUGAGCUGUCCAAUUUCUUGUUGAACAUGCAGUGCCAUGGGAUUCUUCCUGACGAGGUAACCAUGCUAAUCAUUCUUCCCAUGCUUGCUUCUACUGCAUCUCUGAGGAAAGGAAAUGAAGCACAUACUUGUGUAAUCAGAAGAGGACUUAAUAGAGAUAGAGCUGUAGCUAAUGCUUUGAUUGAUAUGUAUGCAAAGUGUGGAAAAAUUUCAUAUUCGCGUGCGGUCUUCGAAAGGAUCUUAGAUAAAGAUGUCGUGUCAUGGACUGCUAUAAUAUCAGGCUAUGCAAUACAUGGAGAUUGCAAUGAGGCACUCUCCCUGUUUGCCCUCAUGCAACAGUCGGAUGCUACACCAAAUGACUACACUUUCACUGCUGUGUUAACAGCAUGCAAUCAUGCAGGGCUGGUGGAGAUGGGGAGGGAAAUCUUCCGAUCUAUGAGUGAAGUCUACGGCAUCAAACCAAGCGUGCGACACUGUGCGUGCAUGGCUGAUCUCUUCUGCCGUAUAGGCCUCUUGGCGGAGGCAUAUCAGAUGGCACAGGCGAUGCCUACGGACAGUGCCAAGGUAUGGGGUUCCAUAUUGAGUGCUUGCAGAAUUUACUGCAACCCAGGACUUGCAGAAAAGGUGGCCACGCAUCUAUUCAAAUUGGAGCCGAGGAAUGCAGCAAACUAUGUACUUCUUGCAAGCAUUUACGUCUCUGCUGGUAGAAGAAAAGAUGCUAACAGAAUUUUGAGGUUGCUGAAAGAGAAUGAUCUCCCAAAGGACAGCGGUGCCAGUUGGAUCGUGUGA
Molecule: messenger RNA, 1977 nt
Organism: Nymphaea colorata (pocket water lily)
Lineage: Eukaryota; Viridiplantae; Streptophyta; Magnoliopsida; Nymphaeales; Nymphaeaceae
Product: pentatricopeptide repeat-containing protein DOT4, chloroplastic-like
Exons: 1
Coding region: 1-1977 (658 amino acids)
Biological process (GO): RNA modification
Molecular function (GO): protein binding; RNA binding
Source: RefSeq, a predicted model, not a curated record